UCGCUUUGCAAAAGGGUUCGACGGCGCGCACGGGAGCCGGAGAAAGACGCGGGUGUAGGGGAGGCGGGGGCGCUGCUGCAGCAGUCCGGAGCGAAGGGUUCCGCCGCCGCGGGGAGCGCCCCGUUCCCACGAGACGCCUGGCCACAAGACGCUUUGCCUGGCACGUGGGAAGGAGGGCGAGUGGCCAGGUGCCCGGCGCGGGGGCGGCCAUGGAGCUGGACCCUCCCCACCAGCCCUACUUCUUCGAGGCCGACUGGCAGGCCGAGGACUUCCACCGCUCCAGCGCGCCCAGCGAGGACAUCUGGAAAAAGUUCGAGCUGGUGCCCGCGCCGCCCCUGCUGCUUGCCGCCGGCUCGGCCCGCGAGGAGGCGGACCACCUGCUGGAGCCCGGCGGGCUGCUGGGCAACCUGAGCGCCUUCGUCCUGCGCGACUGCAUGUGGAGCGGCCUCUCGGCCCGGGAGCGCCUGGGCAAAGCGCUGGCGGAGAAGCGGGCCGGCCCUGCCGCCAAGCCCUCCUUCGGCCCGGACCUGGGGCUGGGCGGCGAGUGCGUGGACCCCGCCGCAGUCUUCCCCUGCCCCUUGGCCGACGGCAAGGGGCCGGCCUCGUCCUGCUCGGACAGCCCGAGCGAGUCGGAAGGGGAAGAAAUUGAUGUUGUGACUGUAGAAAAGAGGCAGUCGCUGGGAGUGAGGAAGCCGGUCACCAUCACAGUGCGAGCAGAUCCCUCGGACCCAUGCACGAAAUGUUUCCACAUCUCGAUCCACCAGCAGCAACACAACUACGCUGCCCGCUCCCCUCCAGAGGCCAACUCCCAAGGGGAGGCCUUGGCAAAGGACACCCUGGAGGAGGAAGAGGAUGGUGUUAGCCCAAGGUCCCCAGGGCAAGUGGUGGAGAGUUUCUCCCCCCACUCUUUCCUGAGCGCUCCCAGUUCAGACAGUGAGGAUAUAACAAAGCGGAAAAACCACAACUACUUGGAGCGCAAGCGACGCAAUGACCUGCGUUCGCGUUUUCUGGCACUGAAGGACCAGGUGCCUGACCUUGCCAACUGCUCCAAAACCCCCAAAGUGGUCAUCUUGAGCAAAGCGGCGGAGUAUCUGCAGUCCCUCAUCAGCACAGAGCAGCGAAUGGCAGCAGAGAAGAAGUGUCUGAAGCUGCGGCAGCAUCAGCUACUGAAACAGAUUUCGCACCUCAGGGGAGCGCAUUAGUUGCCAAGAACUCUGGUUGUGGGCCCUUUCUGCACUGCCGCUCCCAAAAUGCAUUGCAGCUGAUGCACCCAUGGGGCUUGCAUUCCAGAAAAUCUUAUUCUGUCUCCUUUUUCUGCCCCAUCCAUUCAUGUGUGGCGUCAUUCAUAUGGGGCUGCUGGCGUAUCUCUCCCAGCAAAUGGAGGAGGUAUGAUCCGUCUAGACUCUUGCAAGACCAAGGUGAGGGGUGGGAGUUUGUAAGUGGUUGCCCUUGUAGUUCCCAGGGUGAGAUGCUGGCUUCUGUACAGCCCAGAGCUCCCUGCUGUCUUGCUGAAAACUGACCAGGAGUGCCUCCUCUGCCAUGCUUUCAAACAAACCGUGUUGCAAUAGAACAAAAUGUGUUUAAUAUCUUUGUUUCGGACCAAACAGAUCGACAUUAAAACGUGCAAGCUUUGAAGCUCACCGGAGCUCUUCGUCGGGCUGGAUGUUACAAAAUUUUGAAAAGAUGGAGCGGUAGGAAGAAGAUGGAGAGUCUUGUGUCAACAUUUCUAAGCCUAGCUGUUAACAGAGGAAUGCAGGAUCCAGCCCCUCAGGGUCUUCUGUUUGCACAUUCCUUCUCCCCCCAGCCCAACUAUUUCCACGUGGCAUUCUUCCCUGCUAGUGCUCUCUCUUUGAUUUGGUUAGAGGUGACCUUCAAGGGAGAUCCUAUAUUGUAAGAGAGGAAUGUCAAAGCUGCAGUUUCCAGAGAAGGCUUGAAUUUCCUGGGUUUUGCCUGAGUUCCAGAUACCAGCUAGACAGAAGCUGUGACUGAUAUCCUCCCCAAGACUGGAAUUAGGACUCCUGCUGCCAGAGGAGAAACACAAAGUAGGGCAUGAUCCUUCAGGGACCAACUCUUGCACGGUUCUUAUUCAUUACGAAGGGGCGUGAGCAAGAGUUCUUCCUGUCAGACUGGGCCCUGUUUUCCAAGCUGUUUUGCAUUAGACUCUGCUACACCUUAAUGGUAGCCCAAAUCUGCAACCUUUAGGGGGUAGGUCAGUUUUCAAAGAUUGCUGAAAGCAUGACCUCUUUCUUCAUAGAACUGCGCUGUUUUCACUGGAAAUGCACUGAGAUCACCUUGGAAUCAAUUUACCUCAUACUUUCCCACUUCUUACUACACACAGUAGCUUGACCUAGAUUUUGUAUAUUGGAGAAUCCAUUGUUGUAACUGCCUAUUUCUUUAUACUGGGUGGCUUUUUUAAUAUACUGUAUUUUUGUACAACUUUUUUUUAGAAGUUAUUUUAUAAAAAUACUCCACACAUUUAAAAAAAAAAUGAAAUUCACUGGUUUCCUCUGAAAGCCAGGGGAGGAGAAUGCUGCCUGCCUGCUUAUCACCCCUCCAGAUAAUCCCAGGUAUUUCUGUUUAUGGCAUUUAACAUCAGCUUUCAGUGGGAAUUCUUCUCCUGGCUGAUCCCCGCUUCCAGACACCAAUAGUGAGAACAGCAGAGAGCUUGUAGGGUUCUUUUAUUGGAGGGGGGGGUGCUGUUUGAGAUUCUUUUCCAAAGGUGAUGGAGGAGGGCACUCUGUCACUUCAAGUGUUGCCUAAAGAAAAGUUUCUCCUACAGAAGGUGUGACUUUGAAUCUCUGGCUAAUGGGAUCCCCCUCCUACUCCCUACUUUCUUUCUAAACAAAAGGCUACAUGGAAAUUUUUUCAGGGUGUGUAUGUGAGGGGGUGGUUAGGCCCCUGGCAUGAAAGAAGGGACUGAUAAAAAGUGUUGCUCUGCCAGUCUUUGUUGCUGUGGCUGGGGUCAGACCUGCCAUUCACACACACCCCCUUUAUGCAAAUUCUCCCCACCCAUCCGCCUUUGUGUUCUGGGAGGAAAAGGCAGGGCUGAGGUGAUGGAUGGCCCUUUAUCUUUGCUGGGAAGACAUGCUCAGCCUCCACUGGUUUCCCAGAAAGGCAUUCUCAGGCAUCCCUUGACUGGCCUACUUUAAGUUGUAAGGCUCUGCAGUCAGAUUUAGCACUUUCUUCGUUACCUCAGGCUUCGUAAAUAAAGGAGUUG
Molecule: messenger RNA, 3217 nt
Organism: Eublepharis macularius
Lineage: Eukaryota; Metazoa; Chordata; Lepidosauria; Squamata; Eublepharidae
Gene: MYCL
Product: MYCL proto-oncogene, bHLH transcription factor
Exons: 2
Coding region: 210-1202 (330 amino acids)
Biological process (GO): regulation of transcription by RNA polymerase II
Molecular function (GO): DNA-binding transcription factor activity, RNA polymerase II-specific; RNA polymerase II cis-regulatory region sequence-specific DNA binding; protein dimerization activity
Source: RefSeq, a predicted model, not a curated record